Messenger RNA from Hippocampus comes (tiger tail seahorse), 1392 nucleotides. It is a transcript of the gene anxa3b, whose product is annotated as annexin A3b. The transcript is spliced from 14 exons. NCBI's taxonomy places the organism in Eukaryota, Metazoa, Chordata, Actinopteri, Syngnathiformes, Syngnathidae. The record is from RefSeq and is a predicted model, not a curated record. Gene Ontology annotation, molecular function: calcium ion binding; phosphatidylserine binding; phospholipase inhibitor activity. Bases 137 to 1150 code for a protein of 337 amino acids. Gene Ontology annotation, cellular component: plasma membrane; vesicle membrane; cytoplasm.
CUCUUCCUUCUGAUGGGCGUUGCCUUUUCUACAUCCGUGAAAAGAGAGUGAGUGUGACAUUCUGGAGUUUCACCACCGGGAUCGUCAAGCCUGUCAUCGCAUUUAGUGCAAAACUUUACAAUCCACCAGCACAAACAUGUCCGUUUGGGAUGAUUUGGAUUUGCUGUUGGAUUCCCCUUCCUCACUGAGUGUGACAUCCAACACAAGGGGGACUGUGAAGGACAAGGCCAAUUUCAAAGUGGAAGAGGAUGUGGCUGCUAUAAGAAAGGCAAUAGAGGGCAUUGGCACCACAGAAAAGACCCUGACUGAGGUGCUGGCUAAAAGAAGUAACGCUCAGCGGCAGCUUAUUGCUCAAGCCUACGAGAAAGCCACAGGAAGGGCUUUAAUAGCUGACCUGGAGGGCGACACCCACGGAGACUUUGAGGAUUUGUUGGUGGCCUUAGUAAAACCUCCUGCCGUCUACGACUGCCAUGAGGUCAUCAAAGCCAUUAAGGGCGCAGGGACCACCGAGAGCACGCUGACUGAACUCUUUGCGUCGAGAUCCAACAGGCAGAUCAAAGCCAUAUCUGACGUGUACCUGGCAGAGACGGGGAAACUCCUAACUCACGACCUCAAGUCGGAGGUGUCUGGAGAUUACGGCAAAGCACUGCUUAUCUUGGCCGAGGGGAAGAGAGACGAGAGCUCCUUUGUGGAUGCAGCCAAAGCUAAAGCAGAUGCCAAAGCUUUGUACGAGGCAGGAGAGAAGAAGUGGGGGACCGACGAGGGCAGGUUCAUCGACAUCUUGUGCCACAGGAGUGUUCCUCAGCUAAGACAGACUCUAGUGGAAUACAAGAACAUAAGCAAAAAGACUCUGCAGGAGAGCAUCGAGGGUGAAAUGUCCGGAAACCUCGAGGAGCUUCUGGUGGCUGUAGUCAAAUGCGUGAAGAACGUCCCGGCGUACCUCGCAGAGAGGCUUUUCGAGAGCAUGAGGGGUUUAGGGACCACAGAGUCCACACUGACCCGGAUACUGGUCAGCCGCUCCGAAAUAGACUUGCUGGACAUUAGAGCGGAGUUCAAGAAGCUGUUUGGAUAUUCGCUCUACUCGAAACUGGAGAGUGAAGUGUCAGGCAGCUACGGUGACACCCUGAAACAUCUGUGUGGCCAAGACUAACGCCCUCAAAAUUCCUGCAAUGACAAAUAGCAGUCAGCUGGGAAACGAUAUGGGACUUUUUCCAAAAAAAGGAAUCGUCCAACAGACCACAACACGAAAGGAAUGUGGAAUUUGAGGUAUUUCGUUAAGCCCGACAAACCACAAGAACUUAAAUGCAUUUCCCGUUGCAGUGACUGAUAACUGGUACUCAAUAGUAUUUUCUUGUCCGUUGUGGAGACAGUUCAAUAAAGACUACACCAAGA